Molecule: messenger RNA, 1875 nt
Organism: Saccharomyces paradoxus
Lineage: Eukaryota; Fungi; Ascomycota; Saccharomycetes; Saccharomycetales; Saccharomycetaceae
Exons: 1
Coding region: 1-1875 (624 amino acids)
Source: RefSeq, a predicted model, not a curated record
AUGACUCUGGAAACACAUUAUAAUGCUAAAUCCGCCGCUUCUGCCAGUGCCUUUGUUGCCCGUUCUGCAACUGAAAGCCCAACAACAAACGCAAAGGUUGCUUCUAAGAAAAAGACGUAUUCACAGUCAAGUGGUAUUCCCAUACGAAUUGAUAAUCUCCCUCCGGGCAAGACCUGGGCGCAGGUUAAAUAUUUGGUAGGCGGAAUCAUAUAUCAUACCAACAUUUUACAGGUGAAAAUGCUGCCUCCAAUGACUUCUAUGGUUCCUCCCUUCGUCACUUUCCAGAGUUGCAUUGUUAUUCUGAAGAGCUCGGUAGACAACGAGUCUCUGGAAAACUUAUUACUUACUUUGAAUACGUACCAAUGGGAUUAUCAUGACCUGUUUGUUUAUCUGUUGCCAUACACAAAUGAUUCUCUUCCACUGCGAUAUCCAGAAGUCAGUGAUAACAGUGACGUCCGGAGUGCUACUGAUGACAAUAAAAGAUCUAUUUCUCCCCGGUUUGCAAGUCAUGUUUCAUCUGUCACGCCGCAACCACCAUCCGGUUCCACUCCUUCUUCUCAAUAUUUCAGUUUUUCACCUGAAUUGGGCCUGCGAAAGAAUGAGAACAUAACGCCAUUGCCCACCCCUGUUCCAGUACCUGUUGGUGUGCCGCCUCUUGCUCCCCCACCUCAUGGUCCAUUCCCGACUUCGCUGCUACCCAUAUUAGGUGCUCCUCCAGGAACACUACCUAAUAUGCAGAUGCCCUAUCAAACCACUCUAGCCCCGCCAACCGCUGCCCCCGCUGGUGGUCCACUUGCCUCCCCUACACACUAUCCUCGUCGUCGGCAUUUUUAUCAUCAGAACCAAAGCCAGUUUCAAAAAUACAUGCAUAAUAGCCCUAGAAAUCCAGAUACCGGUACAGGCCCCCGCUCUCAACAUCAUCACCUCUCCUUAAGGAAUAAUAAAAUAAACCCCUCUUAUAACGAAAUAUCUGCCCUUUACAACUUGAAUAUGGCAUCGAAUGCCAAUAAUAACGGUAAUAUUACUACCACUAAUACGAAUGGCGAUGACCGUGUCCUUGAAGUAAAGAAUGGCGGAGCUAUUACGCCUUCACAAACCCAAAUAAAUCAUAAAAGACUAAAGCAUAUCUUUAAUGAGAAAAGUUUCAGAAAACAAAUGACGAAUAGAGGUAUGUGGCAGUUGAAAAUCAUAAAUUUCCCGCCCUAUAUACCUAUAGAAUUCUUAGAGAAACUAUCAGAGUCUGAUUUCAAUGAAUUGGUAAAUCAAGAGAAGUUCACAGUUAUCGAAAUCAAAGAGAGGGGACAAUUGGAAAAAUUUGGAAGGUUAAGAUGGACAGUUCUGAAAGAUUUUAUAAAAUUAAAAUGCCCCAAGCUAUUAAGACUACAGGAAAAGCAAUUUCUACAGCAACAAAGCGAAGUUUCUUUACUUAAUGAAUCUAUGGACACAUUAAAGAUAUCGGGAAAUGAGGACACCAACGGGAAUGUAAAUAACAGCACAUACACAAAUGGUGGGCCUCGAACAUCGAUCAAUAAUACGAGGGAAUUUUAUGUAGGGGUUUAUGAAGACCAUGAAGAGGCAACUCUAUUGAAGUUUGAAUUACCGGAAGAUGAGUUGGAAGAGUUUAACGGUAAUUUGCCAACUACUUCUACACAGAGUGAAAACAGUUCUAGCCCCACAGAGGAUAGAAAGGCGAAAUACUUUAAAGUUAGCACUAUCGUGUAUAACGCCAUUGUUGGGUUCCACGAUAAAGAGCUGUCUGAUUUGACAUUCGAAUCCUUACAAGACCAGGAAUACUCAUUGGGGUACAAGAUUCACGUAAUGGAACUGCCGCCAUUUGACGAAGAUGAAUUUGAAAAUCAACAACAGCAAUACUGA